UAUUUACUGUAAAUGUUCUCGUUAUUGGUAGAUUUUGAGUCUUUUUGUUCUAAUCAGAUGAUCACGAGACUUCAAAAUCGUGAUAAUUUAAACAGUUUCGUACAUCAAUAUGUUAGAAAAAACAGUUGUUAAAAAGAAAAAUGCAUAAUCAGUAGUCGAUUAAAUAUUAUGAAAAUUAAGUAUUAGAAACCGGGUAAAAUGUCAAAGUUUGAAGUUUUUAUUCAAGUCUUUUUCGCAACGCUUUCUGUUUAUACCGUGCCUAGCAGUUCGCACAACAAAAUGGCCGGAGAGGGUUUCGCGUUCAUCAAGCAAUUCCCGUUCAUCGUCAGCGUACAGGAAUUCGGUAAAAGGCACAUAUGCAGCGGGACGUUGGUCAGCAUGGGUCAUGUGCUCACUACUGCGCGCUGCGUUUCCUUGAGGAAAGAAAACAGCACGGUCGUUUUCACCAGGGAGCCCGAAGAGCUGUCGGUCGUGUCCGGCUUGAUCGACCUCACGAGCUACAACCCGAAGAAGCAAAACAGGACCGUGAGAGGCGUUUACCUCCACCCGGGCUACGGAUUCCGCAACAUCGUCGACACCAUCUAUCUCCAUGAUAUGGCCAUAGUGGAGCUGUCGAAAAUCUUCAUAAAAGACUACUUCACGAUGACGGCGCCGUUUUCGCCGCGUAAGGACGCUGCGGACGACUUGGAGAAGUACAAGAACAACAAGGCGAAAUGCCUCCACACCGGAUGGCAAUUCGGUUCGACGGGCAAGACCAACAAGUCUUCCACCAAGUUAAAAUUCGUCAAAAUGGUCCUCAUGACGAACUCUGAGUGCAGCAUUUACCUGUGCUCCUUGAGCACGGCGUACUGCAAAAAUCUGCAGCCGGAUCUAAUGUGCGCCGUGCCCGAAACCCGCGUUUCUUCUUUUACAGACGCUGGAGGCCCGUUGAUUUGCAAAGGGAAAAUUUUCGGUCUCAACAUUUACAACGAAGAGACAAUCGGCGGACCAAAACCAAAAAGCUUGUACAUAACAAUAAGCGAUAUCAACAAUUUCAUUUACCUUGUAAAAGAUUUCUCGUGCAGGACGACCGCGGGCUAUGCAAUUAUCUUUGAGCUAUUAAUUCUCAUCGUUUGUUCAAAACUUCAUAUUAAUUAAAUGUAUAAACAAGUGCCCAUCCGCCAUGACAUGUGUUUAAAUAAAUAACAUUAGAAAUGAA
Messenger RNA from Cimex lectularius (bed bug), 1198 nucleotides. RefSeq names its product serine protease ami-like. Gene Ontology annotation, biological process: proteolysis. The record is from RefSeq and is a predicted model, not a curated record. Bases 199 to 1137 code for a protein of 312 amino acids. Lineage: Eukaryota; Metazoa; Arthropoda; Insecta; Hemiptera; Cimicidae. The transcript has a single exon. Gene Ontology annotation, molecular function: serine-type endopeptidase activity.